Messenger RNA from Andrographis paniculata, 1012 nucleotides. Its product is annotated as proteasome subunit alpha type-2-A. NCBI's taxonomy places the organism in Eukaryota, Viridiplantae, Streptophyta, Magnoliopsida, Lamiales, Acanthaceae. The transcript is spliced from 12 exons. The coding region runs from base 135 to 842 and encodes 235 amino acids. Gene Ontology annotation, biological process: ubiquitin-dependent protein catabolic process. The record is from RefSeq and is a predicted model, not a curated record. Gene Ontology annotation, cellular component: proteasome core complex; proteasome core complex, alpha-subunit complex.
UAAAAAGGAUGCUCAGAUUCCCCUUCUUCUUCAGCAAGAAAUCACCGAACAAAACCUUUGUCGUCGAAGAGUCAGUGCAGUUCGGAGCGCGCAAGAAAUUGAACAAGGGAUAGUGAAGUUUUGUCAAGAAUUCGAUGGGUGACAGCCAGUACUCUUUCUCGCUAACCACCUUCAGCCCUUCAGGAAAGCUUGUUCAAAUUGAACAUGCCUUGACUGCUGUUGGAUCGGGUCAAACGUCCCUAGGAAUUAAAGCUGCUAAUGGGGUUGUCAUCGCAACAGAGAAGAAAUUACCUUCGAUUUUAGUUGAUGAGACAUCUGUGCAAAAGAUUCAGAUUUUAACCCCUAACAUUGGGGUUGUUUACAGUGGCAUGGGUCCUGAUUCUCGUGUUUUGGUUCGAAAAAGCAGAAAACAGGCUGAGCAAUAUUUUCGGCUAUAUAAAGAAUCUAUUCCAGUUACUCAACUGGUGAGGGAAACUGCCACUGUUAUGCAGGAAUUCACUCAAUCUGGUGGUGUGAGGCCAUUUGGUGUAUCACUCUUGGUUGCUGGAUAUGACGACAAGGGUCCGCAACUAUAUCAGGUGGAUCCUUCUGGCUCAUACUUUUCGUGGAAAGCUUCAGCUAUGGGAAAGAAUGUUUCCAAUGCAAAGACAUUUCUAGAGAAAAGGUACACAGAAGAUAUGGAACUCGAUGAUGCUGUGCAUACGGCAAUUUUGACUCUGAAAGAGGGAUUUGAAGGACAGAUCUCAGGCAAAAACAUUGAGAUUGGCGUAAUUGGCAACGACAAGAUAUUCAGGGUUCUAACACCAUCUGAAGUUAAUGAUUACCUACAGGAAGUUGAAUAAUCCUCCCCGGCCAAGAUUUCUCAUCGAUGCGCAAACUCUUUCAAUUGCUUUGUUAAGAUGUUGUCCCAACAUUUCCUGCAAACUCUACAUUAUGUUCUUACCCUUACCGGGGGAUAAUUACCGUAAUUUGGGAUUUUUUUUAUAAAGCACACUGAAUUUUUACAAUGGUA